CUACACCCCACACUGCUGUCUGGCGUCGUCUCUCUAACCCACGAGGACCAAGAUGGCCGAGUUUUCCUCAACUCUGAUGGCGGCCAAACUCUUCGGGACUUGAGCCCUGGACGCCUCCAGCACACAAGGAAGUCGGAAGACCUGUCUGAAGGCCUUAGUGGGGACCAUGUUGACACUCGUCCUCAAGCUCCAUGGCUUGGCCAUCGACUUGUUAAGCAACGACGAACUGAAGGUCGACAGCAAGUCGAGUCUCGCCAUACUGAAAGUCGAAGACAUGAUGCCCGAUUAGCUGAGGGUCGUAGAGUUGACGCCAGACUAGUUGAGCACCGACGACUUGACGUCAGACUAGUUAAACAUCGUCAAGAUGACGCCCGACUAGUUGAAGGUCGUCGAGUUGACGCCAAAGUUGUCGAGAGUCGUCGAGUUAACGUCCAACUAGCAGACAGUCGGGGCACUAAUGCCCGAUCAGAUGAGAGACAACUCUUUUCCCAUAAAGCCAGGCAGGAACGACUAGAUACUCGACAAGACAGUACACGCCUGGACACGAGGACUCCUGGAGCAACUUAUCUUCACAGGAAGAGGUCCACUGAAACUAUGCUACUUGACACAAGGAGGGCCAGUGACGCUCGUCUUGACACGAGGAAGGUCAGUGACGCUCGUCUUGACUCAAGGAAAGCCAGUGACGCUCGUCUUGACGCAAGGAGGGCCAGUGACGCUCGUCUUGACACAAGGAGGGCCAGUGACGCUCGUCUUGACUCAAGGAAAGCCAGUGACGCUCGUCUUGACACAAGGAGGGCCAGUGACGCUCGUCUUAACACAAGGAGGGUCAGUGACGCUCGUCUUGACACGAGGAAGGUCAGUGACGCUCGUCUUGACUCAAGGAAAGCCAGUGACGCUCGUCUUGACGCAAGGAGGGCCAGUGACGCUCGUCUUGACGCAAGGAGGGCCAGUGACGCUCGUCUUGACACAAGGAGGGCCAGUGACGCUCGUCUUGACACGAGGAAGGUCAGUGACGCUCGUCUUGACUCAAGGAAAGCCAGUGACGCUCGUCUUGACGCAAGGAGGGCCAGUGACGCUCGUCUUGACACAAGGAGGGCCAGUGACGCUCGUCUUGACUCAAGGAAAGCCAGUGACGCUCGUCUUGACGCAAGGAGGGCCAGUGACGCUCGUCUUGACACAAGGAGGGCCAGUGACGCUCGUCUUGACUCAAGGAAAGCCAGUGACGCUCGUCUUGACACAAGGAGGGCCAGUGACGCUCGUCUUAACACAAGGAGGGUCAGUGACGCUCGUCUUGACACGAGGAAGGUCAGUGACGCUCGUCUUGACUCAAGGAAAGCCAGUGACGCUCGUCUUGACGCAAGGAGGGCCAGUGACGCUCGUCUUGACACAAGGAGGGCCAGUGACGCUCGUCUUGACUCAAGGAAAGCCAGUGACGCUCGUCUUGACACAAGGAGGGCCAGUGACGCUCGUCUUGACACAAGGAGGACCAGUGACGCUCGUCUUGACGCAAGGAAAACCAGUGACGCACGUCUUGACACAAGGAGGGCCAGUGACGCUCGUCUUGACGCAAGGAGGGCCAGUGACGCUCGUCUUGACGCAAGGAGGGCCAGUGACGCUCGUCUUGACGCAAGGAAGCCCAGUGACGCUCGUCUUGACGCAAGGAAGCCCAGUGACGCUCGUCUUGACGCAAGGAGGGACAGUGACGCUCGUAUUGACGCAAGGAAAGCCAGUGACGCUCGUCUUGGCGCAAGGAAAGCCAGUGACGCUCGUCUUGACGCAAGGAGGGGCAGUGACGCUCGUCUUGACGCAAGGAAGCCCAGUGACGCUCGUCUUGACGCAAGGAGGGUCAGUGACGCUCGUCUUGACGCAAGGAGGGCCAGUGACGCUCGUCUUGACGCAAGGAGGGCCAGUGACGCUCGUCUUGACACAAGGAGGGCCAGUGACGCUCGUCUUGACACAAGGAAGGCCAGUGACGCUCGUCUUGACACAAGGAGGGUCAGUGACGCUCGCCUUGACGCAAGGAGGGCCAGUGACGCUCGUCUUGACGCAAGGAGGGCCGGUGACGCUCGUCUUGACGCAAGGAGGGUCAGUGACGCUCGUCUUGACGCAAGGAGGGCCAGUGACGCUCGUCUUGACGCAAGGAGGGCCAGUGACGCUCGUCUUGACGCAAGGAGGGCCAGUGACGCUCGUCUUGACACAAGGAGGGUCAGUGACGCUCGUCUUGACGCAAGGAGGGCCAGUGACGCUCGUCUUGACACAAGGAGGGCCAGUGACGCUCGUCUUGACACAAGGAGGGCCAGUGACGCUCGUCUUGAUGCAAGGAGCAGUGACUCUCGUCUUGACGCAAGGAGGGCCAGUGACGCUCGUCUUGACGCAAGGAGGGCCAGUGACGCUCGUCUUGACACAAGGAGGGCCAGUGACUCCAGUCUUGACGCAAGGAGGGCCAGUGACGCUCGUCUUGACACAAGGAGGGCCAGUGACUCCAGUCUUGACGCAAGGAGGGCCAGUGACGCUCGUCUUGAUGCAAGGAGGAGCAGUGACUCUCGUCUUGACGCAAGGAGGGCCAGUGACGCUCGUCUUGACGCAAGGAGGGCCAGUGACGCUCGUCUUGACGCAAGGAGGGCCAGUGAUGCUCGUCUUGACACAAGGAGGGCCAGUGACUCCAGUCUUGACGCAAGGAGGGCCAGUGACGCUCGUCUUGAUGCAAGGAGGGGCAGUGACUCUCGUCUUGACGCAAGGAGGGCCAGUGACGCUCGUAUUGAUGCAAGGAGGAGCAGUGACUCUCGUCUUGACGCAAGGAGGGCCAGUGACGCUCGUCUUGACACAAGGAGGGCCAGUGACGCUCGUCUUGACACAAGGAGGGCCAGUGACUCCAGUCUUGACGCAAGGAGGGCCAGUGACGCUCGUCUUGAUGCAAGGAGGAGCAGUGACGCUCGUCUUGACGCAAGGAGGGCCAGUGACGCUCGUCUUGACACAAGGAGAAGCAGUGACGCUCGUCUUGACGCAAGGAGGGCCAGUGACGCUCGUCUUGACACAAGGAGGGCCAGUGACUCCAGUCUUGACACAAGGAGGGUCAGUGACGCUCGUCUUGACACAAAGAGGGCCAGUGACGCACGUCUUGACACAAGGAGGGCCAGUGACGCUCGUCUUGACACAAGGAGGGCCAGUGACGCUCGUCUUGACGCAAGGAGGGCCACUGAAGAAGUAUGUCUUGACACAAGGAAAGCUGCUGAAGAGAACACUCUUGAUACAAAGACCACCCCCGACACACGUCCUGUUACAAGGAGGGCCACUGACGCUAGGCGGCAUGAGACAAGGACAGCCGCUGAUGACCGGUACAUUACCACAAGCAGGGCCACUCCGGCUAAACAUUUUAGCGCGAGGAAUACUGAAGAAAUACGCUCCGACAGGAGGAGGAACUCGGUGGCUCAGAGUACACAAAGGAAGGUCCCUGGAGUGUUGUCUCUUGGUAUGAAGCUCUCAGAUGAGUCGCUGGAGGCUGUAAUGAUCCGUUCCUAUCAAGGACAUGACUCACGACGCUCUGUAGAAGACAUGAGCUUUAAAAACUCGCACGGUUCUUGGUCCCCGGAGUCUGCGGUCUUCCACCUCAGACAAGAUGAGACAAAGCAAUAUAAAGAAGAGAAGAGUUUGGGAGAUGUGAUGCUGACAGGUCUGUGGACGGGUCUGGCAUCUUUGGCUCUGUACCACGCCCACACCUCCAAGGUGGCACUGUGUUGAGUGCCACGCCCACACCUCCAAGGUGGCACUGUGUUGAGUGCCACGCCCACACCUCCAAGGUGGCACUGUGUUGAGUGCCACGCCCACAUCUCCAAGGUAGCACUGUGUUGAGUGCCACGCCCACAUCUCCAAGGUAGCACUGUGUUGAGUGCCACGCCCACACCUCCAAGGUGGCACUGUGUUGAGUGCCACGCCCACACCUCCAAGGUGGCACUGUGUUGAGUGCCACGCCCACACCCGUCAUCGUCAACGUCUCGUCUCUUCACGUCACAUUAAGUCAUCUGCCUGUCUUAUAAUGUCAACACUCAGUCGUCAGAAGUGUAGCUGUGUACACUUUGUUAGUAAUGUGUCUGUGUAUACAUAGUGUAGCUGUAUGCAUCUCCAUUCACCGACGUGACUGUGUAUACAUAGUGUAGCUGUAUGCACCUCCAUUCACCGACGUGACUGUGUAUACAUAGUGUAGCUGUAUGCACCUCCAUUCACUGACGUGACUGUGUAUACAUAGUGUAGCUGUAUGCACCUCCAUUCACCGACGUGACUGUGUAUACAUAGUGUAGCAAUGUGCACCUCCAUACACUGAUGUGUACAUGUAUAUAAAUGUAUCAAAUAACCUGACAGGACACGCUCUCGUUUUCUCUCUUAAACAAUAAAGUUCAUCCAUUCAAUAAUAAUUUUGUCGCUGCUUCCAAUUUAUAAUUUUUACCUCCAUUACCACCAUUUUAAUAUUUAUAUCAUAAAUGGUUUAAAUAUGAUAACUUGUGCAGAUCUUCCGUUGUGCUUCGUGAACCUCAUCUGAGUUUUGUGUCAAUGUUCAUAAUAGAGCUCUGCUUAAUGACGCAUUGAGCUCUGCUUAAUGACGCAAGGAGCUCUGCUUCUUGCGUCGCCCAGUUGUACA
Procambarus clarkii (red swamp crayfish) is the source of this 4633-nucleotide messenger RNA. NCBI's taxonomy places the organism in Eukaryota, Metazoa, Arthropoda, Malacostraca, Decapoda, Cambaridae. The record is from RefSeq and is a predicted model, not a curated record.